This is a messenger RNA of Gekko japonicus, 3516 nucleotides long. It is a transcript of the gene SIRT1, whose product is annotated as sirtuin 1. Bases 1 to 1929 code for a protein of 642 amino acids. The transcript is spliced from 9 exons. Gene Ontology annotation, molecular function: NAD+ binding. NCBI's taxonomy places the organism in Eukaryota, Metazoa, Chordata, Lepidosauria, Squamata, Gekkonidae. The record is from RefSeq and is a predicted model, not a curated record.
AUGGCGGACGAGGAGACGCCACUCCUCCAGCCCCGGAGCGGGGGCCGCGGCGGCACCAGCUGCGUCGCGGCCGGCGCCUCCAAGAGCCCUGAGCCGCCUCUCAAGCGCCAGCGGCGGGACAACAUAUUUCUUAGUGAUGAAAUUAUUGCAAAUGGUUUCCAUUCCUGUGAGAGUGAUGAAGAUGACAGAGCCUCUCAUGCAAGCUCUAGCGACUGGACUCCAAGGCCACGUAUAGGGCCCUACACUUUUGUUCAACAACAUCUCAUGAUAGGCACAGAUCCACGUGCGAUUCUGAAAGACUUGUUGCCAGAAACUAUUCCUCCCCCUGAACUGGAUGAUAUGACACUGUGGCAAAUAGUUAUAAACAUUCUGUCUGAACCACCUAAAAGAAAAAAGCGGAAGGAUAUUAAUACUAUAGAGGAUGCUGUGAAACUCCUGCAAGAAUGCAAAAAAAUUAUUGUUUUAACUGGAGCUGGGGUAUCUGUUUCUUGUGGAAUUCCUGACUUCCGAUCUAGAGAUGGUAUCUACGCACGCCUUGCAGUGGAUUUCCCAGAUCUUCCGGAUCCUCAAGCCAUGUUUGACAUUGAAUAUUUCCGAAAAGACCCAAGGCCAUUUUUUAAGUUUGCAAAGGAAAUAUAUCCUGGACAGUUUCAACCAUCUCUCUGUCAUAAAUUUAUAGCGCUGAUGGACAAAGAAAGAAAACUGCUUCGCAAUUAUACUCAGAAUAUAGAUACACUGGAACAAGUUGCAGGAAUUCAAAGGAUAAUCCAAUGUCACGGUUCCUUUGCAACAGCUUCAUGCCUAAUCUGUAAAUACAAGGUUGAUUGUGAAGUUGUUCGUGAAGACAUUUUUAAUCAGGUUGUUCCUAGGUGCCCCAGGUGUCCACCUGACGAACCCCUUGCCAUCAUGAAGCCAGAAAUAGUAUUCUUUGGUGAAAAUCUACCUGAGCAGUUUCAUAGGGCCAUGAAAUAUGACAAAGACGAAGUUGAUCUUCUUAUUGUUAUUGGGUCGUCUCUCAAAGUAAGACCAGUAGCAUUGAUUCCAAGUUCCAUCCCCCAUGAAGUGCCUCAGAUUCUAAUUAAUAGGGAACCGUUGCCUCAUCUACACUUUGAUGUGGAGCUUCUUGGUGACUGUGAUGUGAUUAUAAAUGAAUUAUGUCAUAGGCUGGGUGGCGAAUACACAAAACUUUGUAACAGCUUGGUCAAACUUUCAGAAAUAACAGAGAAACCUCCACGAGUGCACAAGGAACUUGAAAUACACUCUGCUGAGUUACCACCAACUCCUCUAAACAUUUCUGAAUAUUCUAGUUCACCUGACAGAAUGGUGCCACAAGAUUCUCGGGUGGUACACUCAGAGCCUUCUUUUGAAUAUAAAGCAGGAAAUUCUGAUGCUGCCUUGGUGUCUAAAGAGAACUGUCUAGAAGGGAAAGAACAUGACAUUCAAAAUUCUCUAGAAAAUGCAGAAGGUCUUACUGACCAGUUAGAAAACCCAGAACAUGUAAAAGAAAAUGGAUCUAACCAAGGUGAAAACAAAGAAAGAAUUUUAUCUGUUGAAACACUGAGAAAAAGUUGGAUCAACCGAUGUGCAAAAGAGCAGAUUAGCAAGCGACUUGAUGGUACUCAAUACUUGUUUUUACCCCCAAAUCGCUAUAUCUUCCAUGGUGCUGAGGUAUACUCAGACUCUGAAGAUGAUGUCAUAUCCUCCAGCUCUUGUGGAAGCAGCAGCGAUAGUGGGUCCUGUCAUAGUCCAAGCUUAGACAUAGAAGAUGAAAGUGAAAUUGAAGAAUUCUAUAAUGGCAUAGAAGAUGAUGAUGCUCCUGACAGAGAAGAGGAGAAUGGGGAAGAUGGAACUGACCUUCAAGAAUCUGUUGAUGAGUCAGCUUCUGUAAAUGAGGCUGUAGGACCUGAUCAUCAAACAGACAAGCUGUAAAGUAAUUACUGGUUCCAGGAACUUUUCCACCAGCAUUAGAAAUUUUGGCAUGUCAGAACGAAUAUGUACUGAAUUUAGAACAAGGAAAUAAGGAUGUAAUGUUUAUAUACAACUAGAGUAGAUUUUCAUGCAUAGUUUUCUAACUUUUCAAAUCAAAUUCUAUAAAGGCACACUCAACACUAACUGAUCUUAUGUUUCGAAUUUUGAAGAAGGUACUACGUAUCUUGUACUGUCAUUGCAUUCACGUUCAUUAAGUUAAUCUGUGUGAUCUGUGUGUAUAUAUACAGUAUUUUUUCUUAACAAAUUUCAACCUAUUAUUUUUAAACAGUUUGAAAAAAGCCAUUGGAAUGUUAAUGUAAUAUAAAGGGAACAGCUAAACUAGACCAAAGAAUGGUAUCUUCCACACCUCUCUUGCUUUGUUAUAUUUUGGUUUAUUUAAAGCCUGCUUGUAUUUCUCCUAAUUCUCUUAAUGCAUAAUCUGUUAAACACUGGUAUUUCCCCAGAAUUUCUAUGGCAGCUAUGUUUAACAAUAUUCUUCAUACUGAGAUGCAUGUGAGCAUACUGAAAGUUAAUUAGACAUGAUAGCAACGCACCUGCAAAAAAUUUUUAGAUUACUAGAAAGUGCUUUAAAAAAACCUCCUGUGGAUAUGUGCUAGUGCCUAUGCCUUGCACAACUGUAGCAAGAAAGUGUUCAGUUAAAUGAAGUCAUCAGACUUGUUUUGAUUGAAACAACAGAUCUUGAUAUAAGAUGUUAAUAUACAAAAAUGCUUAGUGUAAAAGAUCCUUGUAUACACUGCCAAGAUGUGAAUAUGCAAAAUGUACUGAAAGUGUAUAUAAGGGGAAAGCAAAUGCUACCCAAAUAGAAAAAGUGCUUCUAUACUUUUUAUACCUUACACAGACAUUGGUAAGGAGUUAACUUAGACUUCCACUGUAAUAUGUGAAUAGCAGUUUAAGCAUGAUUUCAAAUGUGCUGCCUGAGGGCUUUCCACUUUGGUUUGGAAACCCUAAUACCACUUGUUGGUACAGUUCUUUUAAGCAGCUUUAGAAUUUCCCCCCAUACUGCCUACAUGGGUAUUGCAAAUGUUUCCAGCUGCAGAUUGUUUGUUUUUUGUUUCCUAUUUCUACAUUAAAGAAGUUUUGCAUUUCUUUUGAAACCACUUUCAACUGUGUCCCAAAAGAGCUCCACCAGUCAUCAUUGAAGUGCAUUGCUUUAAUAUUUAUUCCAUUUUGAAAUAUGUAUAGUAGCUGUCCUUUUAAGCAAUUAAUACAUCUGUUUUUGUAACACAGCAUAACAAAGUGUUAAGAAUGGCCUUCUGUGUUCAUCUAAAAAUGUUGGCAUGUUUUCUCAUGGCCCAGGUUCUAAAUGGCAGAACUUAGUGGGCUUCACUAAAGAAUGCAAUAUGUUUCGCUUUGCUUGCAUGUCAAAAUGUAUUUGUGCUAUAGGAGAUAUUUUAAAUGGAAAGAUUUUGUUUUUAAAUUAUUUUUACAGUGUGGAUUGUUUUCUGCUUUUAUAUUGUAUAUAGUGUCUUUUAUGUAACCAACUGGCAAAUGUUUUGUAGAAGACGGUUUAAAAAAUGACUGGCUCUC